AAUAUGGCAGGCAGCUGCUGCUUUGCUACCAUUAAAAAGUGAUAUUUCUACAAUGUUGAUAAAUGUCAAACAGGUAUUUUUUGUGAAAAAAUAAUCCCAUUUUUUUGGAAUAAUUAGUGCGAUUUCGACGAUAAUAGAUGAAAUAGUACGGUCGUUUGCUGUCGCGUACGCGGGUGCCUCGGAGAAACGGUGCAAACGGCGGACAAAGGCGAGUGUUUACCCCCCAAUCCCGAGUGCAGUUUCAGAUGAAAGGCGAAAAAUAAUAUGGAGGAAUGCACAAAAGCAACUUUUCUACAUAAAGAAGAACCAAUACGUCAAAUAUGGGUAUUAUUGAUUUCUGGGAUGUUGAAGAAAAUUUGCAGCAGUUCGUCGCAGUUGGAACGGAUCGGCAGCAAUUUACGAGAUCGGCUACCGGAACCUAAGUUUAUCUAAAUAUCAGUUCGUUACUGGAAUGAUCCAUUGUUGUCGAAAUGAAUCAAAAAAGCGGCAACAUUCCUUCCGCUUCAAGAAAUCCUGCAUAUAAUGCCGCAGCGUUAGAAAAAAUUAAGAAUGAUUUGAAAUCCUACGAAGCAGGUCACGGAAUUCCUCAGAGUUCCGCAUCAAGUUUAAUACGUAAAACAAGUAUUGAGAGAGAAAUACCACAGUCAUCGCUGCAUCUGCCACGAAAUAGUCCUGCAUUAGAUUCCGGAGCAGGCAGUUCACGAUCCAAUAGUCCACACUCACAACAGCUGGGAUCGGGUCGAGUACAGUUCUCGCCCUCUCCCUGUCCAUCGAAUUUCAGUGAUGUACCGCCCCUACCGCCACCACGAUGUUCAUCAACACCCUCCACACCCCCUCCCCAAUUUCCAUUUCUCAAACGUAUGUCACCGGCAUCGAUGGCCACAUCACGCAACGGCCAAUUCCAGUCCCAAAGCCCCGCCCGAGGAACAUCACCAAUAUCAAGCAACAGUAAUCUAAGGCAGCCUAUCAUAGUGCAGAAUGGACCACAGGUUCAACAGCAGUUGAACCAACAGAUGUCAGCGUUUUAUAAUAAUAGUUCGGCGGAACCACCUCCCCCCUACCCAAUAUCCCCAAUUGGUCAAGUGGCGCCGCCUAGCUAUAUGGCAUCGAUGCAGUGCCGACAAAGUCCUACACAAUCAUCGCAAGAUUUUCGCAAAAGCCCAAGCUCGGGAAUCUACUCAAGUGCCUCGGCGGGUUCGCCCUCGCCAAUCACGGUUUCGCCGAACGCUAUCUGCAGCAGUUCAACGGCCAAGCCAAUUGCCUUACCACCGGCCAGAGGCUCUCGCCAAACCAACACACAGCAUCCUAUCAUAAUGCAUUCAGUGAAAUCGACACAAGUCCAAAAACCGAUCCUACAGACCGCGGUGGCUCCUUCAGCUCCUGCAACGACCGGCAAUGUGACGUGUGCGACCCCAAUGCAAACGUCGAAUCCAACUCCUGCUCCACCACCACCGUCGUACGCUACGUCGCUAGAGCAGAAAAAGCUAAGCAAGAAAGCCGUCACUGUACUACCCAAUCAGCCCCAUAUUUCCAUUUCCGGUGGUGGGGGAGGGGGGAACGGAGGAGGAGGAGCGAAGAAUGUUUCGUUUCCGGCUAGCGCCACUGUCACAACGGCCACGACAAGUGCAAUGGGUGGUGGAAGCACCGGAGUGGAUCCACCUUCGUACGAUAUAACGAUGAUUCUGAAGCAGAAGCAACCUCCACCCCAAACGAGAAAUUCGCAACCUCCUCCUCCUUAUUCCGAGGGUAACAAUGCCUUCAUCGCUAGCAAUAAUAACGAUGAUAGUAAUUUACAUGACCUGAAUGCCGGUAAUGCUGUACAUAGUAAUAAUAGUAAUAAUCUCAUAAAUCAUGCUAAUAACAAUAGUCAAUGCCUUAGCAAUUUAAUAAACAAUAAUAUUAAUAACAAUAAAAACAAUCAUAAUAGUAAUAAUAUCGAUAAUAAUAUGAAUAACAAUAACAACACUGGUGAUAAAGUUGAAUGUGAUGGAAAAACGACGAGCGACAAUCUGAAUUAUGGUAUUUCGACUAGUUCAAAAAAAUACGAACCAAGUAUAAAGAAUAUCGCUAACUGCAAUAACACAGGCAGCAAUAAUAACGGUGGCAAGAAUUCGAAUCUUCCGCCGAACGGUGCAUCUGCUGGCCGGGUAAACAACAAUCAGCUGCAGCACCUGGAUGCCUGUAAUAGCAAUAAAAACGACCACAAGCAUGGCUACCGGCCGACGGCCAACACCAAGCCCAACGGUCUCUCUCCGAAUCCCACCGCAUCGGAUGAACACCCGGAAAAACCAACCCCCUCCAGUAAGCAACCGCAUUCUCUCGGAGAGCCUUCCAAGAAAAUCAAACAUCAAUCGCCGAUCCCGGAACGGAAACAAAUCUCCAAAGAGAAGGAAGCCGAACGUUUCGAAUGUAAAGUACGCCACUACUCACCGCAGGCCUACAAGUUCUUCAUGGAGCAACACAUCGAAAACGUCCUCAAGUCCUACACCCAGCGGAAUUUCCGCAUCCGACAACUGGAAAGCGAAAUGUCCAAGAUGAAACUCACGGAGGCAACCAAGAUCGAGAUGCGAAAACUCCUUUGGCAGAAGGAAAGCAACUACAUUCGGUUGAAGCGAGCCAAAAUGGACAAGUCCAUGUUCUCGCACAUUAAACCCAUCGGAGUGGGGGCGUUCGGUGAGGUCACACUGGUCAAGAAAAUCGACACCCCCAACCAUCUGUAUGCAAUGAAAACGCUUCGAAAAUCGGACGUACUCAAGCGGAACCAGGUGGCGCACGUCAAAGCCGAGCGUGACAUUUUGGCCGAGGCGGACAACGAGUGGGUCGUUAAGCUGUACUAUAGUUUCCAGGACAAGGAUAAUUUGUACUUUGUCAUGGAUUAUAUCCCAGGUGGUGAUUUGAUGUCGCUUUUAAUCAAGAAAGGAAUAUUUGAAGAGGAUCUUGCUAGAUUCUACAUUGCCGAAUUAACGGUGGCUAUUGAAAGUGUCCACAAGAUGGGAUUUAUCCAUAGGGACAUUAAACCGGACAACGUACUGAUUGAUAAGAAAGGUCAUAUCAAACUAACCGAUUUUGGACUCUGCACUGGGUUUCGCUGGACGCAUGACUCAAAGUACUAUCAGAAGAAUGGAGAUCAUGCGAGGCAAGACUCAAUGGAAUCAUGGAGUAAAGCUGGUUCGGAGAUUCCGCCACCAUUGGAAAGGCGAAAAUUCAGAGAGAAAAACCGAGCAAAAGCCCACUCGAUCGUCGGUACACCAAACUACAUCGCUCCCGAAGUCCUACUGCGGAGCGGGUAUACUCAGUUGUGCGAUUGGUGGAGUGUUGGUGUGAUAUUAUACGAAAUGUUGGUGGGGCAACCACCGUUUCUGGCUAGUACGGCCGAGGAAACCCAGAUCAAGGUGAUAAACUGGCGGCAAACGUUAAAAAUUCCCUCGGAAGCCAAACUUUCCCCGGAGGGCCAAGAUCUUAUCCUUCGGCUGUGCAAAAACGAAGAUGAACGCAUGGGUAAAGAUGUGAGUAAAAUCAAGUCGCAUCCAUUCUUCCGGACCAUCGACUUCACGAAGGAUUUACGGAACCAACCAGCACCGUAUGAACCAAAAAUCAAACACGCUACUGACACAUCAAACUUCGAUCAAAUAGAUCCGGGCAAGCUGCACGACUCGUCCUGCGAAGAAAGUGGACAGAGCUUCGACGAUGUGUUCGACAGUAGUAAACCCUAUCAUCAUGGAUUUUUCGAAUUCACUUUUCGGCGAUUUUUCGACGACGAUGGUGAUCAUAAAAUAUCGCUCGAUGCCAGCGACAAUCAGACCGAAGCUAUAUAUGUGUGAAAUGCGGAGAGUUUUACUAACAAUUAUAUAUAUGAAAAUUAUGUUAAUACUCUUAAAAUAUUAGCAAUUAUAUUUAAAAGUACUAUAUGUAAAAAUAAAUAUUUAAAAAAAAAUGUAAUUGUAAUUUCUAUAAAGAAAAUCCAGAUUGUUAUAUAAUAACUUAAA
Armigeres subalbatus is the source of this 3986-nucleotide messenger RNA. It is a transcript of the gene wts, whose product is annotated as serine/threonine-protein kinase Warts. Gene Ontology annotation, molecular function: ATP binding; protein serine/threonine kinase activity. The transcript has 8 exons. Gene Ontology annotation, biological process: positive regulation of apoptotic process; peptidyl-serine phosphorylation; G1/S transition of mitotic cell cycle. NCBI's taxonomy places the organism in Eukaryota, Metazoa, Arthropoda, Insecta, Diptera, Culicidae. Bases 471 to 3821 code for a protein of 1116 amino acids. The record is from RefSeq and is a predicted model, not a curated record.